Messenger RNA from Acanthopagrus latus (yellowfin seabream), 3214 nucleotides. Its product is annotated as peroxisomal succinyl-coenzyme A thioesterase-like. The transcript is spliced from 10 exons. Gene Ontology annotation, molecular function: fatty acyl-CoA hydrolase activity. The coding region runs from base 57 to 1448 and encodes 463 amino acids. Gene Ontology annotation, biological process: acyl-CoA metabolic process; fatty acid metabolic process. NCBI's taxonomy places the organism in Eukaryota, Metazoa, Chordata, Actinopteri, Spariformes, Sparidae. The record is from RefSeq and is a predicted model, not a curated record.
UGUCAAAGUUUGAUUCACUCAGGUCGAUUCACACCUUUACACCUGCGCUUAAAUUCAUGAUGGACAGGAAGCAGUGUGUUGUGAAGUUGUUGGUCCAGCCGUCCAGAGGACUUGUGGAUGAGAAGUUUAUCAUCCUGGUCCAGAAGGCCCCGCCUGGUUACCAGCUGACCGUCCACGCUCUCCACAAGUGUGAGGAUGGAUACAGCUGGGAGGCUUUUGGUCACUACACUGCCGACACCAGAGGGACUGUGAAUGUUUCAGAGCAUUCCAGUCUGGGUGGGACGUAUUCUGGGGUUGAACAGAUGGGUCUACUGUGGAGCCUCAGACCUGUUCCAGGCAGCAAACCUGGACUCAGGUUAAGGAAGAUGAAUGUCCAGACUCCCAUGGAGGUCACAAUCUCAGUGUACCAGGGUCACCAGACUGAGGGCUUCAUGGAUCAGGUGCCACUGGCCAGUGUGGUGGUGGAGCGCUGGUUCAUGGCGCCCGGCGUCCGCAGGAUCCCGAUCACAGAGGACGGCCUCACUGCGACCCUCUUCCUGCCUCCAGGACCAGGACCUUUCCCCGGCCUCUUAGAUCUGUGGGGUGGUGGAGGGCAGUUGGUGGAGUACCGUGCGUGUCUGCUAGCCUCUCAUGGCAUCGCUUCCCUGGCCCUUGACUACCUGACACCUAAAAUCACCAUGGAAACUGGGAAGAUGGUUGAACUCCAGUACUUUGAGAAGGCCUAUAAAGUCCUGGAGCAGCAUCCUCAGGUCAAUGGCAGCAGGAUCGGUAUGUUGGGUCUGUCCUUGGGCACCACUAUAACCCUCAAAAUGGCUGUUUACUCCCAAGUUAUGAAACUCAGGUGUGCAGUGUGCAUUAGUGGUUGUCACAUGCAGCCAGUUGAUGGAUCUUUGGAGGAAAUCCUGAAGUAUUUUAACCAAAACGCUGACAGGACUCGCAUCAGUGAGGAGAACGAGUUAAUCUGGCGAGAUGUGGCGCUGCCAGUCCCCAGCGACCUUGCUUUCAAAGUGGACAUGGGACGACUCAAGUGUCCUCUGUUGGUGGUUGUAGGUGAAGACGACCAGAACUGGCCCGCCUCUGAGUCUGCAAUGGAUAUGGAGGAAAUGAUGGAGCAGGCGGGGAAUAGCCACCUGCUGACUGUCCUGUCAUAUCCGAACGCCGGUCACCUGAUUGAACCUCCGUACACUCCGCACGCCAGAGCUAGUUUAUUCAGAAGCAUAGCGACAAGAGAGAAGAGUAGGUUCAACUUGAGACUAACUAAAUCAGGACUUCAGACUUGUGUUUUGAUGGCUGUUUCUGUUUUCUUUGCAGUGAUUGUUUUGUGGGGCGGAGAGACAGUGGCACAUUCUCGCGCUCAGGAAGACGCCUGGAGGAAAUUGCUGGUCUUUCUUAAGGAGAAUCUCUACAGUGGCUCAAACCCUGGUACAACUUUACUGUCCCACCUAUAACCAAGGCAAAAUCUAAUGGAGAGACUAUCAGAGUUUCAGGAAGUAAGAUUAUCUCAGAGUAAUUUAAUGCCAAAACAGGUUUGAUGAAGAUAGAAGAUGGCUAGCAACAACCAGCAUGAAGGGUGUGUGUAACUUUAUUUGUGGGCGGCUGUGGCUCAGGUAGAGCCAGCGUCUUGUUAUCGUAAAAGGUCGCGACUGAACGAACAACGAAUGAACGAUGUGAAUGAUUCUUCCUGCCAAACUGACCGACGGGAACUGAAUCUCGACACUGAACAAUGAAAUCUACCUCUGAUGGAUUACUGUAAGUCCCUUUGGACAAAAAUGUAAAUGUAAAUUUGUGUUUCUUUUGUUCUCAGACCAAAGUCAGCACUCAGCAGAUAACCUGCUUCUUUCUGUUACUCUGCAGUUUGAAAACAAAUGACCAAAGUCAAUACAGCAGAACCAGAGAUUUCACUUUUGCAUACCAUGUCAUGCCACUGAGUGACAUCACUAGAGGCACUACAAAAGACGCUAUACUGCGUUUUUCACCAGUAAAUACACUUAAAUGUGUUAAGUCGGUGGAGUUACCCUUUAAACAGUCCAGCAUCAGACCGUAUAUACAGAAUCACAAUGUUUAUAGAGGGUGUGUGUGGUCGUCUAGAGACAUGACAUGUUGCUGUAAUUCAAACAAUUCAGAAUCAUAUUAUUUAUGCAGAUAUAGUAUUCCACUCAUUUGUAUCCUGUUAUUUAUGUCACUAAACAAUAUUUGUAUUUAUUCUAAUAGAUUUAUUUCUCACUCUUUUAUUUCAAGAUUUCAGGAGGUGUUACCCUGAUCAUAACUAAAACAUGAUAUUAUAAACUAACUGUGAACAACUAGUAAGACAUAGUAAUAAAUACUCAAACUCUGAAUGAUUGAAAGACAGGCUUCUUUCACAGAAUAUUUUCUUCAUAUUUUUCACAUGAGUGAAAUUUUCUUGGAUUUAGCAGGAUUGUCAACCCGUUAUGCUUUUAGAAAAGGCAGAUGUAGAUAAGGUGGAAUAAACAAACAACAAAAUGGUCAUAUUUUAUAAAAUAACACUUGCAACACCCAGAGUCCUUCAUCAUGAUGCCAUCAUCAAAAAACCCACUAAUCUUAGUAGAGGGGCUCAGAUAGUCAAGAUGCACACAGAUGGACAUAAGAGGUUAUCAUGUAAAUUAGUCGAGGUGUCCAUGUGAGCAUAAUUAUAGGAAAGGAAGUCUCCUUGGAUCGCACACAUAUUGUGAGUUAAAUACAUAACUUGUGCUUGAUGUUAAGAACGCUAUAUGCAAAAGCUUUGCAUUUUAGGUAACUAAAAUAAAGACUGCCCUCUGUCUACAGCUGCAAAAUUGUAUCAGUGCACUGAUUGUCCACUGCUUACAGGUGUACUGUGUAGUUUUGGGGAAGACAUUUUUGUAGUAAUGUUUUUAUUCAUAAACAAACCAAAUAAACCAACUCUUGUUUGUUUCCAUGACUGAAUAAACUGAACAAAAUUGUUUUUACCUUGAAUGACAACCCAGUUUUCAUACUGAUUGAACGUGUUCUAGAGACCUUAUUUUCCACUGACAACAGCUUUAGUCAGCUAUGGAAAAAAAUAUGAAUAAUUUUAAGGUUGUUCUUUGCCUCACUGAUAUUGUAAUAUUGAUUUUCUUCCCCAAAACUACUUGGUGCCCCUUUAAUGUAAUGUAUGGCAAGGUGUACUCAAGCAACAUGUACAACACUUGAACUUGAAGAGAAAAGAAUUAAAUCAGUGCAGUAUGUCUUCUGUUUU